Molecule: messenger RNA, 1226 nt
Organism: Brassica oleracea var. oleracea
Lineage: Eukaryota; Viridiplantae; Streptophyta; Magnoliopsida; Brassicales; Brassicaceae
Product: non-functional pseudokinase ZED1-like
Exons: 2
Coding region: 1-1026 (341 amino acids)
Biological process (GO): protein phosphorylation; cell surface receptor signaling pathway
Cellular component (GO): plasma membrane
Molecular function (GO): ATP binding; protein serine/threonine kinase activity
Source: RefSeq, a predicted model, not a curated record
AUGAAAAAGGAAACUGUAAGAUCGUCUCUCUCACUCACAAGGGCGAUGGAAUUCUGGAGGGGCAAGGCGAGAAAGUUGUUUUUAAAAAAUGGAAGUAUGUUUCUUGAGCAACUUAUAGCCGACUGUAACGGCAUGUCAAACCCUAUCAGAAUGUUCUCUUCCUAUCAAAUCUCCAAAGCCAUCAAUAACUUCGAUCCCAAGUAUUCUCUCCCUGAUAUUCCAUCACCCUUACGCUGGUACAAGGAAGUCAUCGAAGGCAGAUCUUACGUGAUCAAGAGAUUAACAAGGCAAGUGGGUGAAGAGAGUGCUUACAACGAUAUUGUGUUAUCUGCUCGGGUAAGUAACCACAUUGGUUUCCUCAAACUCAUGGGAUGCUGUCUCGAAUUUCUUCAUCCGGUGUUGGUAUUUGAAGACCUAGAAUAUAGAUCUUUGAACACUCGAGGAAGUGUUGGUAGCUUGGAGACGCCGGUGUUGCCGUGGAAUGUACGUUUGAAGAUUGCCAAAGAGGUUGCGGUUGCUAUAACUUAUCUUCACACUGCUUUCCCUAGAAUCAUUGUCCACAGAGAUAUUAAGGCAACUAAUGUUUUGUUGGAAAAGAAUGGGAGGGCUAAGCUCACUGGUUUCUCGCUUGCCGUUACACUCCCUGAGGGUAAGACGUGGAUUCAAGAUAGAUUGGCUGGAACUUUCGGAUACAUAGAUCCUAUUUAUCACUUGACGAAAAUAGUGUCAGAAUACACAGAUGUGUACAGUUUUGGAAUCUUUAUGCUGGUUCUUCUGAUGGGACGACCACAACUUCUAUCAGAUGGGCACUCAGUUUUUGGUACUAGUAUUCUUAAACAUGUGAAGGAUCUUCUGGAGAGAGGAGAACCUGUUGAGUUCGGGGGUGGUUCGAACGACAUGAGGCCUGGUCAGAUGAGAAUGUGUCUCGACCUGGCACUUGGAUGCUGUGAGGAGAGGAAUGAAGACAGGCCGAAGAUGAUCUUGGUGGCAAAAGAGAUUAAGCUAAUAGAACAAGCAUCAAUUUGAGAUUAUGCUCAUACCUAAUCAGUUUACUUCACAGGAUCUGAAGCCUAUCCAGUAGGUAUUCUUGAAUAUGUGAAAGGCUUAUAUGAGAAUAAGAAGCUCAAAGAAGUGAUUUGCUCUAUGAUGAUGAGAUACAGUACAAGUGCUCAAAUAUUUCAGGUGGAAGCUUUUGUUUUUACUUGAACUGAGAUGCUGUUAGGAGA